This is a messenger RNA of Limulus polyphemus (Atlantic horseshoe crab), 2190 nucleotides long. Its product is annotated as solute carrier family 25 member 46-like. Gene Ontology annotation, cellular component: mitochondrial outer membrane. Bases 16 to 1257 code for a protein of 413 amino acids. Gene Ontology annotation, biological process: mitochondrial fission; mitochondrial membrane fission. The record is from RefSeq and is a predicted model, not a curated record. Lineage: Eukaryota; Metazoa; Arthropoda; Merostomata; Xiphosura; Limulidae. The transcript has 10 exons.
UAUACUGUAAUCAACAUGGAAGAAGGAAACUGCUGCCAUCUAGUGAAAGGUUUAUAUUCUGAAAUUUUGAAGAUGGCUGGUAUUACGUAUGGUGAAUUCAUGAAUAUCGACGAGGAUUUGAGAUUUUUAUCAGGUCAUCAUCAAUAUUAUCGUCAACAGCAGACAGUACCACAAACAGUUCAAGAAUAUGUGCCUGAGAAUCAGCCUGAAGUAGGAAUAUUGUCGUCUGUUACUAAAAAAGAUCGAAGUGAAGCAGAUAUAGAGCAAGCUCAAAAAUUUGCUGGUUUUUCAGUGGGAAUAGCCAGCCUAAUUACAGAAAGUCUCAUCUCUCAUCCAUGUAUAGUUAUAAGAAGACAAUGCCAGGUUCACCACAAAUCUCACCGAUUUCAUCUGACACCGUUUACUUUGUUUCCUGUAAUUCUUAAACUACAGAGAAGACAGGGAUUUGGAACGUUAUGGAAAGGUGCCGGAAGCGUAUUUAUAUUACGUGGUCUCACUCUAGUGACCGAGACCCUCGUAUCAGAGUUUUCUCCUCUCCCAAGAGAAAUAAACCAGUAUAGCUCCUUAAAACACAUAUUUCAACAUUUAGCCUUAAAAUGCAUCACUUAUACUGUUCUUACUCCAUUUUAUUCUGCCAGUCUGGUUGAAACUGUUCAGAGUGAUAUUGCCAGUGAAAAACCUGGUGUGUUAGACACAUUAAAGGAAGGGCUGUUUCGGCUCACCUGUUGGCGAAAACCACGAACUAAUCGACUUAUUCCAAUUUGGAUGCUUGUUGGUCCGUCAGUCCUACAUGGUCUACUGCACUAUGUUGUGUCUUCUGUUGUUCAGUCUCUUAGUAGUUGGUUCAUUAACCUCAACAUACAAAGAGAGAAGGAAAGGCUUGGAAUCGAAGAGAAAGACCAUGUCGGAGUAACACAUCAGUGCUUCUCUGACUUAACUGCCAUUUUUAUGGGAAAUUUUGUGGCAGAUAUCAUUGUCUUCCCCAGCGAGACGGUCCUACAUAGGCUGUUUCUUCAAGGAACUAGAACCAUCAUUGACAACCUGGACUGUGGAACUUCUGUCACGCCCGUGAUCACCCGUUAUGAAGGACCUUUUGAUUGUAUUGAAACAAUCUUAGAAGAAGAAGGAGCAGCGGGACUCUAUAAGGGUUUUGGUGCUCUACUUCUCCAGUAUUUGCUUCAUGCUGCAAUCUUGAAAGGAACCCGAGUCAUCCUUGACGAAGUUAUGUUUGCUGUCAGAAAAGCCAGGAAACGGUAGCGGGGCUACCUGAACAGUAGUUGUUGUUUUAACUUAAAUAUCCCUUCCAUAUAUAAAACAGAAACAAGCUAACAAGAAAAUAUUGUGUUACUACUGCUUUCUCACUAACACUUAGAAGUGAACUAUACACUAAAUAUAACUGAAGAAAAUCACCCUUGUAGGUCUUCACAUUUCUUGUUCAUUUAUUUGUGGUUUGUGAUUAUUGAUUAAUUGAGUAAAAAUUCUAUUUAGUGUAUAAUUUACUUCUAAAUCUUAGUAAGAAAAUGUGUACUUGUUCCACUUAUUUCUGGUUUAUGAUUAUUGAAUAAAUAAACCAAGGAAUAAGAGUAUUAAAUGUCCUUUUUGUUUUCAAACUGUGUUUGUUAGAAACUCCAUUUUGAAAAACUAUUUGAGAACGAAAAGUAAUUUAAACAAUAGGUGUAUUUCUUGAAUUUGUAAAUAAAUUAAUAAAACUAGUCAUUCUGAUUUAGAGUAGGGUGAUUUUUAGAAGCUCCAUCUGUAAGAAAAUAUUAGCAGAUUGAAAUCUGUAUUAGACUAGAAUAAUUUUGAAAUGCUUAUAUAAGAAAGUAAUAGUAAUUUGUAAUUAACAUUUAUAAAAAUAUUAAAUUGAAUUGUAGUUUCAACACAACAUGUGAAGACAUUAUAGUUUUUUGAAAGUUGUGUUUUGUAUUGUAUGUUUCUAUAAUUCUGUUUAUGUGUAAUUAAAGUUAUGUUUGGAAAUGUGCUGUAUGUUUCUGUAAUUCUGUUUGUGUGUAAUUUCAGUAAUUGCUGUAGAAAUAAUUGAAAUUUAACUCCUAAUAAGAAAAGUGCAUGAAACACUGAAAAUUGUAAAUCAGAGUGUUAUUGUUGCAGAGUAGAAUGUUUAUAACACUUGUUGCAACAACUCUAGAAUACAGAUACUGCAUAAUAAAGAAAGUUAUAGAAUUUGUCAAA